Molecule: messenger RNA, 2868 nt
Organism: Capronia epimyces CBS 606.96
Lineage: Eukaryota; Fungi; Ascomycota; Eurotiomycetes; Chaetothyriales; Herpotrichiellaceae
Product: beta-glucosidase
Exons: 6
Coding region: 1-2868 (955 amino acids)
Biological process (GO): glucan catabolic process
Cellular component (GO): cell wall
Molecular function (GO): beta-glucosidase activity; structural constituent of cell wall
Source: RefSeq, a predicted model, not a curated record
AUGCUUCACCUGGCCUCCACCUUUCACUUCCUCAAUGCCACCCUGCAACUGUCCCCGUACUUACAAUCCGUCUUGAAGCCUGUCGAGUCCGCCGAAUCCAUCCACAAGCGACAAGCGACUCAGCCGUUUAACGACGACUACAAUGGGCCCAUAUACACCUCGCCUCCGAGUUACCCGUCGCCCUGGGGGUCAGGCUCUGGGAAUUGGAGUGCGGCAUACGAAAAAGCCCGGGCUUUCGUCAGUCAGUUGACUCUGCUCGAAAAGGUCAACCUCACCACUGGCGUUGGUUGGGAGUCUGAGAGUUGUGUCGGAAAUGUUGGGUCGAUCCCUCGUAUCGGGUUUCCCAGUCUUUGCAUGGAAGACGGACCCUUAGGUGUCAGAAAUACCGACUAUGUCUCUGCCUUUCCCGCAGGCAUGAAUGUUGCUGCGACAUGGGACCGCAAUCUUGCCAGACUCCGUGGGGAGGCUAUGGGUGCAGAGAACAGAGCCAAAGGUGUUGAUGUCCAGCUCGGCCCCGUCUGCGGUCCGUUGGGCCGCUCCCCUGAAGGUGGAAGAAACUGGGAGGGCUUUAGUCCCGACCCGUAUCUGACCGGGGCUCUCAUCGGUCCCACGAUCCAAGGUAUUCAAAGCCAAGGCGUCAUUGCGUGUACAAAGCACUUCAUUGGCAACGAGCAGGAACAUUUUCGUCAAGUGGGUGAAUCGCAGGGUUACGGAUGGAACAUUACAAGCUCCAUCAGUGCCAACAUUGACGACAAGACUAUCCAUGAGCUUUAUCUUUGGCCUUUCGCCGAUGCGGUUCGAGCAGGCACCGGCUCAGUCAUGUGCUCCUACAAUCAAGUCAACAAUUCUUACGGUUGUUCUAACUCGUACACCCUGAACCACCUCCUGAAGAACGAACUCGACUUCCAAGGCUUCGUCAUGUCCGACUGGCAAGCUCAACACUCCGGUGUCGGCACAGCUUUGGCUGGCCUUGAUAUGAGCAUGCCUGGUGACACUUUAUUCAAUUCCGGCUAUAGUUUCUGGGGCACCAACUUGACCAUCGCUGUGAUCAAUGGCACUGUUCCAGAAUGGCGAGUUGAUGACAUGGCUACCAGAAUCAUGGCAGCCUAUUACUACGUUGGCCGCGACACUCACUCGGUACCCACUAAUUUUUAUGCUUGGAGUCAAAACACCUACGACAAGAUCCACCAAGCUGAUCCCAACUCUCCCAUUGGUCUUGUCAACCAACAUGUCAACGUGCAGGACGAGCAUCGUAACGUUAUCAGACAGGUUGGCCAGGCUUCCAAUGUUCUGCUCAAGAACACCGGCGGGCUGCCGCUGACCGGCAAGGAGAGGCAAGUCGGCAUUUUCGGUUAUGAUGCUGGAAGCAACCCCUGGGGUGCCAAUGGCUGCCCAAAUCGAAACUGCAACAACGGAACUCUGGCGAUGGGCUAUGGUAGCGGGACAGCCGAGUUUCCUUAUCUUGUGACUCCGGAACAAGCUAUCCAGCAAUAUGUCCUGACUCAAACCGACGGUGAGGUCUUUGCCAUCCUCGACAACUACGCCGAUACCCAGAUCGAAAAUGUGGCCAGCCAAGCUGACGUUGCACUUGUCUUCGCCAACGCUCAGUCAGGAGAGGGAUUCAUAACUAUCGACGGAAACACUGGUGAUCGCAACAAUCUGUCUCUUUGGGAAGGAGCAGACCGAUUGAUUAAUAACGUGACCAAAUAUAACAAGAAUGUCAUCGUGGUACUGCACACCGUCGGUGCCGUCAAUGUUUCGACAUGGUACGACAACGAAAAUGUCACCGGCAUCAUCUGGGCUGGUCUACCGGGACAAGAGAGCGGCAAUGCGAUUGUGGACGCCCUGUAUGGUUUCAUCAACCCUGGUGGAAAGCUUCCAUUCACCAUUGCCCGCAACCGAGAGGACUACGGGACCGAUGUCUUCUACGAGCCCAACAACGGCCAAUUCAACGCCCCGCAGGAUCUCUUCUCCGAGGGCGUCUUUAUUGAUUAUCGUUACCUCGAUGCUCAUGGUAUUGAUCCCGUCUACGAGUUUGGAUUUGGUCUGAGUUACACCACCUUUGAAUACUCCAAUUUGGUCAUCACUCCGGCCAAUCCAGCCCCAUAUACCCCGACCAGCGGCCAGACCGGCCCUGCUCCUGACCUUGGGAAUGCAAGUACCGAUCCUUCGCAGUAUCUCUUCCCUAACGGAACCAUUACCUAUCGACCCCAGUUGUACAUCUACCCAUAUUUAAACUCGACCGAUCUGCAAGGGUCGGCCGACGACCCCGACUACGGUCUCCCGGCGGACGAGUAUGUCCCGGCAGGCGCAACAGAUGGAUCAUCUCAACCUCUACUGCCAGCAGGCGGUGCCCCAGGUGGCAACCCAGGCCUCUAUGAAAUUGUUGCGACCGUGACCGCGACCAUCAUCAACACCGGGAGUGUUGAAGGUGAUGAGGUCCCGCAAUUAUAUGUCUCACUGGGAGAGGGAGAACCGCCGAAGGUCUUGCGCGGGUUUGAUCGUCUGACCAUUGCGCCUGGUGCAUCGGCAACUUUUACCGUGGACCUGACUCGCCGCGAUGUCUCCGUAUGGGACACUACCGUACAGAACUGGGUUGAAGUGAGCAAUCCCACCAUCUACGUUGGCGCCUCAAGCCGAAACCUACCUUUGUCCGGCAUUCUGUCAGCCGGCGGGUCGGGAAGCCCUUCUCAACCAUCCGCGCCUGGUUGGGGUUCUUCGAGCUUCACUUGGAGCGGAGGUUACGGGCAUCCUACUCCUAGUGUCUCACCUCCGGUUAGCCAGAUCUCCGAUGGUCAACCACAGUUUCCAACACGGCCUCCAGUGACUCAGGUCUCAGAUGGUCAGCCACAAGCCACGACGGCCUAG